Molecule: messenger RNA, 1460 nt
Organism: Python bivittatus (Burmese python)
Lineage: Eukaryota; Metazoa; Chordata; Lepidosauria; Squamata; Pythonidae
Gene: MRPS22
Product: mitochondrial ribosomal protein S22
Cellular component (GO): mitochondrial small ribosomal subunit
Molecular function (GO): structural constituent of ribosome
Source: RefSeq, a predicted model, not a curated record
UUUAGCAUGGCUUCGCUUGGAGUAUCCUGGUGCGUUAGAAGCGGGAAGGUGGCUUGGUUGCUUCCGAGGUGUCCGCUACGGGCCGCGUGGGGAUGGAGGGGGUUUUGUGAAGGCUCGGAUGCAGAAGAAACUAAAACUGAUGUUCAAAAGCCUUGUUUCAUGGAUGAGAAAGUUCAGAACUUACUCCUCAAGAUGACAGGGAUAGAUUUGCAGAAGAUUUUCAAGGCAAGAAAACAAGAACUUAAGCCUCCUGUAUACAAAGUCAUGACAGAAGCUCAGCUAGAGAAGGCUUCAGAACAAGCUCUUGAGAAGGCUAAAGAGUGUCUCAAAAUGCCUCCUGUAUUGAAUGAACGGGAACCAAUUGAUGAUGUAUUAUCUGAGGACAAGAUUCUUGAUGGAUCUGAACCUUAUAAAUAUGUAUUUACUGAUUUAACAUAUGACAUCCCACACCGUGAACGGUUCAUUGUAGUUCGAGAAACAAAUGGAAUAUUACGCAAGGCCACUUGGGAGGAACGGGACAGGAUGAUACAGAUCUACUUCCCAAAAGAAGGCCGUAAAAUUGUCCCUUCGUCUGUAUUCAGCAAUAAAAAUGGUGCAAUGAAUAUGUUUCUUCAGGACCGUCAUGAAGAACUCCUUGACCGCUGCCUUCUGCAGUUUGAGCCAGAUUCAUCUGAUUAUAUCAGAGUUCAUCAUCAGACAUAUGAAGAUAUUGAUAAAUAUGGAAAAUACGAUCUGCUACGUUCAACAAAAUAUUUUGGUGGGAUGGUCUGGUACCUUGUAAAUAGGAAGAAAACAGAAGGAUUGCUGAUAGAUAUGAUCCAAAGAAAUUUGCUUGAUGAUGCUGUAAGCUUAAUUAGCCUCUACCAUAUGCUCCAUCCUGACUGUGAAUCAGCAAGAGAAGCACAAGAGAAAGAUAUCCAAGGGAUAGAUUUAAUUAAGGCAUUUGCAAAGGCAGAAUCAUCAAGAGCCAGCUACAUUGAACUUGCCCUACAGGCUUGUCAAGCACCUUCGCUUAAGUCUGCAGCUUCACAAAGUGAUUAGAUCAAUAAAUUCAUUUAAUGUCAAAUGUAUGGGAGAUGGGGAAGAAAUGUACAUAAGCUCUAAAAGAACAUUUUUAUACUAUGUAUGAUAAAAACAAUUAUUCCACAAUUUCUUCAGCACACUUAUUCAUCUUUCUUUUAAAUCAAUCCUUCAUACACCAAAGACUGAGGGGAUCUGAAAGACAUUUAUUGGAGGAUUUUUUGAUCAUGUGAUAUGAGCUUGCUAUUGUAUCUAAGGGAGCCUACAUUACAAUGGAGAAUGCUAUAUCUGUACUGUAAAAGACUUUCCCUAUUUAUUUUUCCAUCUUAAAUAUAAAAAAGAGCCACUUUUCAAGAAGAAGACUACACUGUCAAGCAUAGGGAAAACUAGAUAUAAGAAUGUGCAUCUUUUAAAAAGUUCAGUCAGACAUUUCUUCAUCC